Brassica rapa (field mustard) is the source of this 1648-nucleotide messenger RNA. Its product is annotated as glutamate dehydrogenase 1. Gene Ontology annotation, biological process: L-glutamate catabolic process. Gene Ontology annotation, cellular component: mitochondrion. NCBI's taxonomy places the organism in Eukaryota, Viridiplantae, Streptophyta, Magnoliopsida, Brassicales, Brassicaceae. Gene Ontology annotation, molecular function: L-glutamate dehydrogenase (NAD+) activity. The record is from RefSeq and is a predicted model, not a curated record.
UGGCCUUUGUAAACUCCUUUACUUAAUCAGCUCGACCUCCACUGAAUCUUAAUCAUAUUAAUCAGCUCCACCCUCCACUGAAUCUUACCUAAGCAUAGAUCACGUGCAGUGUAUACAGUGUACACACUCUCUACUAUAUAUCUGUGUGCAUAGUGAUCUGUACACAUCCAUCGUUCUAAUACAGCGUUCUGAUCAAAGUCCCCAAAGAAAGAAAAAAAGACCAAACAGAAAAAAAGAGAUGAAUGCUUUAGCAGCAACAAACAGAAACUUCAGGCUUGCUUCUAGGCUUCUGGGUUUGGAUUCUAAACUUGAGAAGAGUCUUCUCAUCCCUUUCAGAGAAAUCAAGGUGGAGUGUACCAUACCGAAAGACGAUGGGACAAUAGCGUCGUUUGUUGGGUUCAGAGUCCAGCACGACAAUGCAAGAGGUCCUAUGAAAGGUGGAAUCAGAUAUCAUCCUGAGGUUGAACCGGAUGAAGUGAACGCAUUGGCUCAGCUCAUGACAUGGAAAACAGCAGUGGCUAACAUUCCGUACGGAGGAGCCAAAGGAGGCAUUGGCUGUGAUCCGAGCAAGCUCAGCAUCUCUGAGCUGGAGCGGUUGACUCGUGUUUUCACUCAGAAGAUUCAUGAUCUCAUUGGGAUUCACACUGAUGUUCCAGCUCCAGAUAUGGGCACUGGUCCUCAGACAAUGGCUUGGAUUCUUGAUGAGUACUCUAAGUUCCAUGGAUACUCGCCUGCAGUUGUCACUGGAAAACCCAUUGAUCUUGGUGGAUCACUCGGGAGAGACGCUGCCACUGGAAGAGGAGUGAUGUUUGGAACUGAAGCUUUGCUUAACGAGCACGGCAAGAGCAUCUCAGGGCAACGUUUUGUCAUCCAGGGGUUUGGGAAUGUGGGCUCUUGGGCGGCGAAGCUGAUAAGUGAACAAGGUGGGAAGAUAGUUGCGGUGAGUGACAUUACUGGAGCUAUCAAGAACAAGGACGGUAUCGAUAUCGAGAGCUUGCUCAACUAUACCAAAGAACACAGAGGUGUUAAAGGGUUUGAUGGUGCGCAUCCGAUCGAUGCUAACUCGAUACUGGUUGAGGAUUGUGAUAUUCUCAUCCCUGCAGCACUUGGUGGUGUCAUCAACAGGGAGAAUGCGAAUGAGAUUAAAGCAAAGUUCAUCAUUGAAGCUGCUAACCAUCCAACUGAUCCUGAUGCUGAUGAGAUCUUGAGUAAGAAAGGUGUGGUUAUUCUCCCGGACAUAUAUGCAAACUCUGGAGGAGUCACUGUCAGCUACUUCGAAUGGGUUCAGAACAUACAAGGGUUUAUGUGGGAGGAAGAGAAGGUGAACGAUGAGCUGAAGACAUACAUGAAUCGUGGAUUCAAAGACAUGAAAGAGAUGUGCAAAACUCAUUCAUGUGAUCUUAGGAUGGGAGCUUUCACGCUCGGUGUUAACCGUGUGGCUCGGGCUACCGUUCUCAGAGGUUGGGGAGCUUAAGAUUCUGUGUUAAAAACUCCUUUUAAUAAAACGAGCACAUCUCUAAUCCUUUGUCUUUGUUUUUAUCAUCUACUUUUGGCUUAGAGAUCCUCUCCUGAGUUUAUAACCAGAUGAUGCUUGUGUAUGUAAUAAAACCAUGGACCUAUAAUAAUUGAUCAGUAUUUUACUCAAUUG